Messenger RNA from Dioscorea cayenensis subsp. rotundata (Guinea yam), 1980 nucleotides. Its product is annotated as diphthine--ammonia ligase-like. NCBI's taxonomy places the organism in Eukaryota, Viridiplantae, Streptophyta, Magnoliopsida, Dioscoreales, Dioscoreaceae. Gene Ontology annotation, biological process: protein histidyl modification to diphthamide. The record is from RefSeq and is a predicted model, not a curated record. Gene Ontology annotation, molecular function: diphthine-ammonia ligase activity.
GCUUUGCUUGGAUGUCGAGCGCUAGGGUUUGGGGGAACUUCGACGUGCAAGGAGGCGUUUCCAGCGAGAGGAGAGAUGAAGGUGGUGGCGUUGGUGAGCGGCGGCAAAGAUAGCUGCUAUGCCAUGAUGCGUUGCAUCCAUUAUGGCCAUGAGAUCGUGGCACUGGCUAAUUUGAUGCCGCUUGAUGACUCUGUUGAUGAAUUGGAUAGCUAUAUGUACCAAACUGUUGGGCACCAGAUUAUAACCAGCUAUGCAGAAUGCAUGGGGAUUCCAUUGUUUCGGAGACGGAUACGCGGAUCGACAAGGCAUGCCCAUCUAAGUUAUUCAAUAACGCCAGGGGAUGAAGUUGAAGAUAUGUUUAUUUUGCUAAGCGAAAUCAAACAAUAUUUUCCCUUUAUAAAUGCAGUUUCUUCUGGUGCCAUUGCCUCUGAUUAUCAGAGGUUGAGAGUGGAGAGCGUCUGCUCAAGAUUAGGCCUUGUUUCUCUGGCUUAUUUAUGGAAGCAAGAUCAAACUUUGCUUCUUGAUGAAAUGAUAGAAAAGGGAAUCGUGGCCAUAAUAAUUAAGGUUGCAGCAAUGGGUUUGGUUCCAGCAAAGCACUUGGGAAAAGAACUUGCAGACUUGCAACCUCAUCUUUUGCAAAUGAAAGAGUUCUGUGGAAUAAAUGUGUGUGGCGAAGGAGGAGAAUAUGAAACCUUAACACUUGACUGCCCUCUUUUCAAAAAUGCAAGAAUUGUUCUAGACAAGUUUCAAAUAUUACUGCACUCUCCAGAUUCCAUUGCUCCAGUUGGCAUUCUUCAUCCCAUUGCUUUCCAUCUGGAGUACAAAAAGGAUAUUUCAUCUUUGAGGGGUGCUGGUGGAAAUAUAGAUGGUUCAGAUAAAAUGGAAUGUGUGCAUGUAGUGGAAGGGAGCUCCACAGAGAGUUGUAUUGUCAGGUGCCAGUCAUCACAUCCGGUGCCUGAUAAUUAUUCUUAUGAGCAUUUAAGACUAUGUAUUUCAACCACCAAACGAGAUGUGUUUUCCGUGGGCUGUUGGAUUGAAGGGCCUUCCCUAGGUAGGUGCUGCACUACAGGGCCUUCGGAAGACCUUACAGCUGUUCUCUGGAGAAUAGAAUCAUUACUCAGAACUGAAGGUUUUGACUGGGUGGAUGUUUUGUACAUUCACCUAUAUAUUUCUGAUAUGAAGCACUUUGCAUUGGCCAAUGAAGUGUAUGUGAAGUUUAUUACUGAAAAGAAGUGUAGCUUGGGUGUUCCAUCUCGUAGUACUAUUGAAUUACCUCUGAAACAAGUUGGUUAUGGUCAUGCAUAUGUAGAGGUUUUAAUAGCAAGUGACCGGAGCAAAAGAGUUCUUCAUGUUCAAAGUAUUUCGUGCUGGGCACCUAGUUGUAUUGGCCCAUACAGCCAGCACCGAUUGUUGAUACCAUCAACCCGGGUUGAAGAAGAUGAUGACACGAAGGAAUUGGGAUAUACUUCGAAGGACACCAUUCAGCCCACCCUCAUGGACAUUGAGCCCAUAGUCCAAGAGCGCAGUGUUUUGGAUGCAUUAAUGCAGAUGUUUGAUGAAAGGAGCAACACAUUCCAUUUGGGGGAUAGUUUUCUGCAAUUCAAGGCCGAAGAUGUUUCAUUAAUAUUAGGAUUACAAUGUGAUGGCAUCGCCAUUGACUUCAAAAGGAAAAAAAGGAACGCUUACUUUGUUCCACUCAUGGCCGACAGAGAAUUUGAAAUUGAACUUCUCGGAUAUGGAAAGGUUCAACGGAAUAACUCAUUGAUGGUUUCAGAGACAUCCGAUGCUAUGAAAGCACCUAAGUAUAUGAGGACAAGGCGAAGGAAAUUAGAUGGGAAAAUGAAGGGGGAGCCCUCCCGGGACGAAAAGGUCGACAUAGUAGGCGGUCGGAUAGCACCACGGUUGGAGUAUGGCCGUGAAUCGCUAUCCUCAAGUCCGAGUGAGGAAGGCCACAAAAAGGCGAGAACUAUGAAACUUUGA